This is a messenger RNA of Maylandia zebra (zebra mbuna), 1104 nucleotides long. The record is from RefSeq and is a predicted model, not a curated record. Lineage: Eukaryota; Metazoa; Chordata; Actinopteri; Cichliformes; Cichlidae.
AGCAGCUCUCAGUCAGACUGAGUCAGUUUGUCAGGAGAACUCAGGAACAUGGCAUCAUCCUUCCUCUGCCUCAGCCUCCUCUUCAUCAGCCUCAGCACAGCAGAUGGAUUUUUGGAGUAUACGAUGGAUCGCUGUGUGUUUAACUCCACUGAUCCGAAGGACAUCGAGUUCAUCAGAUCUUACUAUUUCAACAAAGUGGAGGACGUCAGGUUCAGCAGCAGUGUGGGGGAGUAUGUUGGAUACACUGAGCCUGGGCUGAAGUAUGCAGAGAACUGGAACAAAGAUCAGGGACAGCUGGCUGCAAUGAGAGCUGCGAAGGAGACGUACUGCAAAACUAACGUUGGCCUGAACUACCAGACUGUUAUUACUCAAUCACCUCCGCCCACUGUCAAACUUCGCUCCAUGACGCCUCUCUCCAGUCAGCAUCCUGCCAUGUUGGUCUGCAGUGUCUAUGACUUCUAUCCCAGUGAGAUCAAAGUGAGCUGGCUGAGAGAUGGAAAGGAAGUCAGUUCUGAUGUCACUUCCACUGAGGAGAUGGCAGAUGGUGAUUGGUACUACCAGACCCACUCACACCUGGAGUACACACACAGGUCUGGAGAGAAGAUCUCCUGUGUGGUGGAGCACGCCAGCCUGGAGAAACCUCUGAUCACUGACUGGGGUAAAUACCUGUCUGUAUCUACACACCUAGAGAACAAGCUCGCCAUCGGAGCCUCAGGACUGAUCCUGGGUCUGAUCUUAUCUCUGGCUGGAUUCAUCUACUACAGGAGGAAGGCCCAAGGUCGUAUCCUGGUUCCCAGUAAUUGAGCCUGGAUCCUGGUCCUGGUUCUGUCUGAUGUUAUAAAAGCAGCUGCUUCCUGUGUUCAGACUGAUGAUGAUGAUGAUCUCUGCCUGGACUCUGAACCGAUCCAGGACCAUCUCAUUGCUGUUGGUGGUUGUUGUGGUUUCACUCUGUUGUUUGAUGCUUCACUGUUUAACUCUGCUCUUCAAUCCAUGUAAUGUAAUACCUGUAUUCCAGGUCUCAGGGUGACUUUGUUCUCUCUGUUCAUCUGAUUCCAAUUUACAGAUUUUAACUUUCAUGUCAAAAUAAAAUGACACAAACUCUCA